Messenger RNA from Ostreococcus lucimarinus CCE9901, 1154 nucleotides. RefSeq lists its product with no specific name. Gene Ontology annotation, biological process: regulation of DNA-templated transcription. The coding region runs from base 49 to 1131 and encodes 360 amino acids. Lineage: Eukaryota; Viridiplantae; Chlorophyta; Mamiellophyceae; Mamiellales; Bathycoccaceae. Gene Ontology annotation, molecular function: sequence-specific DNA binding. The transcript has a single exon. The record is from RefSeq and is a predicted model, not a curated record.
CGGACGCGCGCGACUCUCGACGCCCCGGCGCGCGAUCCGUCGACAACGAUGUCGCGCCGCGCGACGCGCGAGCGCUCGCUCGUCGCUUCGGUGCGCGCGCCGAGCGACGAUCGCGCGCGCGUGCAGGCGACGACGCGCGAGACGACGGCGAGACUCGGGUCGCUCGACGCGCGACCGGGACGCGCGACCGGGACGCCGCGGAAACGACCGGCGGCGACCGCGGAGGGCGCGCGAGGGACGCCGGGGCAGAGGACGGAGAAGCGCGCACCACCGGCGACGGAUGGGCGGGCGUGCGAGACGUGCGGGGCGGAGAAGACGUCGAGAUGGCGAAGGAUGGAUGACGGGGGGGGCGACGCGACGCGGUUUCGGUGCAAGGCGUGCUUUCAGAGAGAGCGGAGAAAGAGGAACGCGACGACGGAGCACGUCGUCGACGGCGUCGUGCGGGCGUGCGUGGAGUGCGGGGAGACGAAGUGCAGGGGGGAGUGGGUGCGCGUGGCGGCGGACGAUCCCGCGCGGGGGACCGCGGCGACGGGGCGCGAGGGCGGCGCGCUCGGGACGCGGUGCGCGAAGUGCUACGAGCGCGCGCGGAAGGAGCGGAGAAAGAACGAGGGCGCGCUGACGCGGUGCGAAAAGUGCGGGAAUUCCGCGAACGGGAUGCUGUUGGUGAGCGACCCGUCGGAGGACGCGGCGGCGGGGGGGAAGUGCUGCCACAAGUGCUAUCACCGAACGAAGAAUCGCAUGCGGAAACUGCGCGACGAACGAACGUGCGCGGAUUGCCGAAAGGCGAAGCGCACCGAGCCCGACGUGCGAUGGUACCGAUCGAAAGAAACCGGGCCCGAGGGCGAACCCGUGUGGACGUGUCACCAGUGUUUCAGCGACCGCGCGAAUCACCCGGAUUUGAACGCCGCCGGCGCGCCUCGCAAGCGCAUGCCGCCGCACAAAAACGGCGGGAAAAAGGCGCAAAAGCCGAGCUCCGCGCCGCCGCGGCACUGUCCGUCGUGCGACCGCACGAAGCAAUCAUCGCAGUGGCGCAAGUCUGGCGAACACACCGUGUGCACGGCGUGCUACCAGAGGCACCUUCGAGCGCGCAAAUAUCGACAACGAGAACCCGUCGGCACCUUCGCGAUCUGAACGAGAGAACGCGUGAAGUACUU